This is a messenger RNA of Prunus armeniaca (apricot), 357 nucleotides long. Lineage: Eukaryota; Viridiplantae; Streptophyta; Magnoliopsida; Rosales; Rosaceae. The record is from the annotation of a GenBank genome assembly.
AUGCUCAUUUCUCAUACCAGGAUGGGUUGGGACCCAAACACUGUUCAAGCAUCUGAAGAAGUUUGGGCAUUAUAUCUCAAGAAAAACAAGUUUGCAAGCCGUUUUCGUAGCAAGGGAUGUCCUCAUUAUGAUUUGCUUGGUGUGAUCUUCAACAACACCACUGCUACUGGACAAAUGCAAUAUGUAUCUACUCAUUCUCCUCCAAAUUUUGAUGUUGAAAGAGAGCUAGAAAAUGACUUUCUUACCACUGGUGCACACAUAGGUCUUAAUACUGAAAGUGGUUCAAGAGGCUUUAGUGAAGUAGAUCAAGGAACUAGCAACAAGAACAAGCGUGGUGCUUUAUUCCCCCCAAAGUGA